UACUUGAUGUGCUGCAGGUGGAAUACGUGACCAAAUAAACCGAACACGAGCGCGAAGAGGAGCAGUGGGAGGGCGUGGAGAGAGACAGGAGAACAGCAGGCGUAGUUACCGGAAAACACGUCCGUGGUUAAAUACAGCUGUUUAUCAAGUUUUUCACUCAUUUACAACUUGAUCUUCAAGUGUGAGGUGUCUUUUCAAAAGCUGCCGCUCUGUUUUGACACAAAAUUCUGACUGUUGUUCAUUUUCUGCUUCGAUUUCAAAGGUAAGAGCUGUUAUUACGUCUCUUUUACGGUAAUAUUGGCUGCUUUACGUGUUUAAAGGCAAACGUAUUUACUUAUAAUUUUCCACAAUACGGGCAUUUGACAUGUACGUCUUUACUGUUAAUUUACUAUAUUAUUAAAUAGUAUAUUAUAUAACUUUUAUAUUAUGCACUGAAUUUACCAGGCUCCAAGUCAAAACAGGCUUAUUUUAUUAUCAUUGCGGUAAAAUAUUUUUAUAUUAAUAAUAUUAUUGUUGGCGUUAUUAACACACAACUGCGUUUUUAUUUUAAUUUACACAUUUUGCAAGCAACCUGACAAAACUUUGGUUUUCUCUUAAAUAAUAAUCAGUAGUUACCUAACUGUAACCCAAGCCUUACCGCGUCACCUUACCUUAUUAGAGAGAGAUAUAGAUUGUAUUGUAACUCAUUAAGACAAGUUUUGUCAACAUUUAGACUACUUCGAAAUGACAUUUAAAAUGCAUAUUUAUUAAAAUACCCUAACAAGUUUAUUUUCAAGGUUUCACAGAAUGUAAUAGGAUUUUUAAAAAAUCCUAUAAAACUUUAAUUGUAUUAUUUAAAAACUAAAUAAUAUUGAACUUGGGUUCAAUUCAACCACUAAUUUGAAUACAUUCUACACUUUAUUCUUUACUGUAACCAGAGUUUCAGAACUAGGAUUCCUUCUCAUUAGGAACUCAUUUUUGCUAUAUAUUCUCAUGUUAUUUAACCCUAGCAUGAAAUUAAAUUUAACUUGUAACGUAGAAACAAAGGUGUGACAUAAGAGAAAGAAACCAGAAAAGGUUGUAAUGAGUUAACAGAAAUGUGUGCACAGUUUGCACAUACACAAAAACACAUUGCUGUCAUUUGACAUUUGAUAUUAGUGUCCUGUGCCAAGACAGUAAAAAGCUGAGCACAGUCAGCGCUCAGUCACUGCUCAGUGUUUAACUAUCAACAAAUAACCUAAUGUGGAAAUGCUGUCUGUUAAUGUAGGAUUUAUGCUCUCUCUCUCUCUCUCUCUCUCUCUAAUGCUGAGUUAGGACAGGAGGAAAAUACCAGUUCUAAAUCUAGAUUGUGUUGUUACACAUUGGUCUAAUAUUUUACUGUGGCAGUUCCUUUACCCCAUUUCCCACCUGUUAGGUCUUUACUUUGUUUCUAUUUGUUAUUAUAAUUAGAGCAGUUGACUUGAUCAGUCCUCUUACUAAAUAUGUUUGUUUGGAGAUAAUAGCUGGUAAUAACCCGGUCUUUAUACAUCCUGUACUCUGUUAUUCCAGUGGAUUAACGCACUUGUAUUAUGUAACAGUAUUGCUGUUGAAUCUGAGGAUCUCCUGGUGAAGCAGGGGUUACACAACUUAAUUAAAACCUUAAUUACAAUGGAAAUUGAAAAGCUCUCUUUUAAAAAAAUGUGUAUUUCUAAUAAGUUGCACAAAUUUAAAAUAAAGUAACAGUAUCAUAUUUCUUUACAAAUACAGAUACUGCUGAAUAUUUUAAAGGAACUUCUCAACAGUGACAUAACCAUUAUGUAAUUUGCACAGCUGAAAGAAACAAACAUUCCUGAUGAGCAACGUCUUCUGAUUUAAAUACUGUUUCCCUACUUGUCACCUUUGGCCAAGUUCUAUAAUAAUAUCAACGCUAGGAUGUCUCCAUGGCUUGUUUCAGGCUACAUGAGCACAAACUAGGCACAAGGUUAAAAUUGGAUAACCAGUUGUCUUUUAUAUAUGGACCCAUUCCCCCACAUUGGUCCGAAUGUGAUACUCCUAAUCUCUGCUCUCCACAGAUGGAUUCGUGGGGAAAGUUCUCCAAGUGGCUGUCUAACGACUCGAUACCCGUUGCCCUGAGUGAGAGUGAGCAGACUGAAGACGAAGCAGACACUUUCUCAGACAGAGAGGGCCAUGGUGCAGGAGGAGAAUCUCUCUCAGCUGAUGAAUAUGAUGAGUUAUCUUCCUAUUUGGGUCCAACGCCUUUAAGAUUAAAGGGCGACCAGUCUAAAGACUGCAGUGAUGACACAGAGUGUCCGGACUCUGGUCCUCGAGCCACUGCAUUACCGCCAGUAACAUCAGGCGACCGUGUCUUUGCUCAGAAGUGUGCAGAUUUACAUAGGUUUAAUCAACCGCUGCUUGAACUUCUGGAUGGACUGAAGACUGGACGAUUUGACAAAGGUUUAACCAGUCUGCAGCAGAGUGUCGCCAUUGACAGACUGCAGAGGAUUCUUGGAGUUCUACAGAGGCCUCAUAUGGGUGAGAAGUACCUCCAACAUCUACUACAAAUAGAGAUGAUGCUGAAAAUCUGGUUCCCUCACAUAGCGUAUCCGACCUUGGACAACUCUAAAGGCACUAAAAUUCUCCCCCCACACUGGUGUCAGAGUCAGCUUCACAUACCAGUAAAGAAAAGAAAACUGAGCUGUUUGGAGCAGGACCACACCAGCCACCCACUAACCAAGCAUGAGCAACAUCACCAGAAAAACUCCUGUCACCACUGCCAGGUUUCCACUUCAGUUGACACUGUUUCCACCUGUGGGCCAGGGUCACUGAAGAAAAGGAAAACUACAGGGGAGGAAGAAACUGAGUGCAGCUGCAGUGUUGCACAUGUGUUUACGGACAGCCCCGAACCCUUAGGCAGAGCAUCAUCAAGACAAGACAAUCGGAAGCAGACUGAGAUUUCUCCUCCCUCCCACUGUGACAGCCAAGCUACACAAGACAGCUUUGUCUCAUCCAGUGUCACUGGGGCUGCAAGUGAAUCACCAUAGCUGGACUUACAUGACCUUGCUACCACAUGGAGGUGCCAUAACUUGCCAACCAACAGGAGGGCAGAGGACUUGAUUACAUAAGCACAGAACUACGUGCAAAGUCAGUUUAUAAUGGCUGCGUGCCAUUAAACCGGAGGAGGAGGUGGGGAAAUACAGACACUCCUAAACUCCAACUACCCUGUUUACUUUAGAGGUAUUGCACUAACUAUAGUCAUGAGGAACUGUAUGGAGCUGUGCACAAAAAGAAAAUUAGCCUAAAUUUAAUUAUUUUUACAGUAUUGCUUGAGUUUUUAAAUGAAUUUAAAUUCCACAUUUGUAAAGAUACUGGCUUUUAUUCUGUAAGCAUUAUUUUACUUAGCAUACAGAUCCAAAAUUAUUUCUCUAAAAAUACCAAGGUCUAAAGGUAUAGGUAUAGAAAGAACCAUUAUGGAAGAUGGUUGUAAGACACUUUAAAGCCACCCUCCCUCCUGACUUAACUAUAUUUUCGUUUGUUAUACUUUAACUCGUCACAAUGGAAUGAAUGUAAUACUAGAGCAUUAAAAAGACAGUUGACUUGUUGAAGGGUGAAAAUUUAGAAUUUAGAAUGGAGUUUUAUCACUCAAAGUGCGUCAAAUUAAUUACUGAGCAGUAGAUGGUGCCAUUGAACCAAAUCCCGUCUCCAUUUCUAAACCUUUGACAAUAUAAAAGCACCUGGAUUUCUGUUCUGUUCUGUUUUAGCUGUUAUCAUUCAUGUUGAAUGGCAUUUUGUCUGUUAAGCUGUCACCAGUCAGCCUUAAAGGUACAAGAAAUAUGCCGAAGGUAGCAUUAACAUAUUGUAGCAUAUCAGGUUUAAUUAUAUGUAUUAAUAAUUAUUAUUCCAAUGGCAUCUCCUAAAGUUAGCACAUAAUGUUAAGCAUGUGAAGAGAAAAACAGAAUUGUGCAAUGUUAUUUCAAUGCAUUUACAUUUGAAGUUGGGAGUAAAAAUACAAUUUGUUAAAAUGAUAUCGAAAGUCUUAUUGCCAAGUUGUGUUGCUAACAGUUUUUAUUUUAUUUUUAUAUUUUCGUUUGGUUGUUUAUAAGUGUUUUAUAUGAUGUGAGUACCAAUGUUGACUUAAAUAAAUUGUUCACAUAUUGUGAUUUGCAAA
Molecule: messenger RNA, 4123 nt
Organism: Cynoglossus semilaevis (tongue sole)
Lineage: Eukaryota; Metazoa; Chordata; Actinopteri; Pleuronectiformes; Cynoglossidae
Gene: ciarta
Product: circadian associated repressor of transcription a
Exons: 5
Coding region: 1899-2999 (366 amino acids)
Biological process (GO): negative regulation of DNA-templated transcription; circadian regulation of gene expression
Cellular component (GO): nucleus
Molecular function (GO): RNA polymerase II cis-regulatory region sequence-specific DNA binding
Source: RefSeq, a predicted model, not a curated record